AUGAUGCCGUUGAUAGGAAAUCCCUGGAUUAAUGAUGCUACAGAUUUAAAAGGGAUAUUUGAUUACUUUUGGACUCAUGCUUUGAACUCAGGUGAAACUCAUGAGUUGAUUGACAAGUACUGUGACUUCAAUUCUGAAAAUGAAUCAGCAAUAUGUACCAAUGCAACAAUAAGAGCUUCAAAUGAGAUAGGACACAUAGAUUUCUAUAACACCUAUGCUCCACAGUGUCAUGAUUCUUCUCUCAAAAAUGGUUCAACUGGUUAUGUAAGUAACGAAUUUGACCCUUGUUCUGAUUACUAUGGUAUUGCCUAUCUAAAUACACCAGAGGUCCAAAAGGCUCUUCAUGCAAUACCUACUAAUUGGACCUAUUGCACUCGUGUUAUUCGUAACUGGAUAGACAGUCCAGUUACUGUCCUUCCCACCAUCAAGUAUCUCAUAGACAGUGGCAUUAAAAUAUGGAUAUACAGUGGUGAUACAGAUGCAAGGGUUCCAGUAACAUCUUCAAGAUAUUCAAUCAACACUCUUAAGCUUCCUAUCAACUCCGCUUGGCGACCAUGGUAUUCUGGAAAAGAGAUUGGAGGAUAUGUUGUUGGAUACAAAGGUUUGACAUUUGUUACAGUAAGAGGAGCCGGACAUCUUGUUCCAAGCUGGCAGCCGGAAAGAGCUUUGACUUUGAUCUCAUCAUUCAUCUAUGGAAUUCCGCCUCCUGUUUCACCAUCAAAUUAA
This is a messenger RNA of Vicia faba (fava bean), 726 nucleotides long. NCBI's taxonomy places the organism in Eukaryota, Viridiplantae, Streptophyta, Magnoliopsida, Fabales, Fabaceae. The record is from the annotation of a GenBank genome assembly.